GUCUGCUAUGUAGUUAAAACUGUUAAAAGUAAUAUGACGCGUGUCUGCGAUACUUUACGCAAUUCUUUAAUUCCCUCUAUUUUUGUUGCAAACCUAUUUUAUUUAGUUUAUUUGAUCGAAAAUCGCAAGUAUCUUCAGUUAUAAACAAAAGUGAUGACGACGUAUCACGACGAAGUGGAGCUCGAGGAUUUCGAGUACGACGAGGACGACGGCCUGUACUACUAUCCGUGCCCUUGCGGCGAUCAGUUUCAGAUAUCGAGAGAAGAACUUGUAGCCGGUGAAGAUGAAGCAACAUGUCCCUCGUGUUCGCUUGUAGUUAAGGUGAUUUACGACGUCGACAAGUUUAAGGAGAAAUAUGGUGAGGUGAUAGAGGAAAAAGAUUUGGACGACUUCGAGUACGACGAGGACGCUGAGGUUUACUCUUAUCCUUGUUCGUGCAGUGACAGGUAUCUGGCUAAAAAGUCGGAUAUUUUAGUUGGAAAAACCGAGGCCAAGUGCUCAUCUUGUGACCUUAGUGUCAAGCUCACCUACGACAAGGAUAGCUUGUGCACCAAAUUCGAAGAGGUAGUCAAAAUCAGCGAAAAGAAGACCAUCAAACAGCACUUGUAAAGUGAGUUGCAGUUCUAACCUCUUUAUUGAUAGUUUUCCUUAAGCUUUGGUUUGUUUCGUUAUUUUUUUUGUUUUACUUUUUUUCAA
Messenger RNA from Copidosoma floridanum, 696 nucleotides. It is a transcript of the gene Dph3, whose product is annotated as Diphthamide biosynthesis 3. Gene Ontology annotation, molecular function: metal ion binding. Lineage: Eukaryota; Metazoa; Arthropoda; Insecta; Hymenoptera; Encyrtidae. The record is from RefSeq and is a predicted model, not a curated record. Gene Ontology annotation, biological process: protein histidyl modification to diphthamide.